Nerophis ophidion (straightnose pipefish) is the source of this 3505-nucleotide messenger RNA. RefSeq names its product zinc finger protein 771-like. Gene Ontology annotation, molecular function: DNA-binding transcription factor activity, RNA polymerase II-specific; RNA polymerase II cis-regulatory region sequence-specific DNA binding. The transcript is spliced from 3 exons. Lineage: Eukaryota; Metazoa; Chordata; Actinopteri; Syngnathiformes; Syngnathidae. Gene Ontology annotation, biological process: regulation of transcription by RNA polymerase II. The record is from RefSeq and is a predicted model, not a curated record. Bases 589 to 2064 code for a protein of 491 amino acids.
ACGUCAAGUGUGCCAACUGUCGUAAAAGCAGACGGAAGAAGGACAAAGAAGUGAAGGCGGGCGCUAAUAAGUCAGUGUUGUUAUCUGUUCGCUAUGAUGUCAAUAUUUAUGUUGUAAAGAGACAUAUUUGAUUAUUUAUUUCAGAUUAGAACGUCUCGGUCCGCGAGAAUGUUUGCGUUGCUUAGCUAGUCAGGACUGUAAAGCUGAGAAGCGUCACGUGCUAGUUAGCUUGGCUUGUUAGCUUAGCGUGUUAGCUGCUAACAAAGAGUGAAGUGAAGUGAAUUAUAUUUAUAUAGCGCUUUUUCUCUAGUGACUCAAAGCGCUCUACAUAGUGAAACCCAAUAUCUAAGUUACAUUUAAACAACAUCGCUAAGUAGACAUCAAAUGUGAGUGUAAAAUGUUGUGAUUGUGUGAAAAUGUGCCAAAGAACCAUAGCAAAAUUACGAGGAGGAACUUUCUAGAACAAAAGAGGAGGACAAUCAACUACUGGACGCUGUUUCCAAGAAACAUCAAGUUGUGUUACACAGAACAGACCUCCAGCAGCCCCCCCACAUUAAAGAGGAAGAGGAGGAUCCACAGCCCCCCCACAUGAAAGAGGAAGAGGAGGAAGUGUGGAUGAGUCAGGAGGGAGAGUGUCUUCUAGGGCAGGAGGAGGCUGAUGUCAGCAAGUUUCCACUGACUGUUGUCUCUGUGAAGACUGAAGAGCAUGAAGACAAAGCAGCUGAGUCCUCACAGCUUCAUCACAGUCCAAACGUCGAAGAAGAACCUCUACCUCAUAAGCAGGAGGAGGAACCACAGUUCCCCAACAUACACGAGGAAGAAGAGGUACCACAUUCCCAACACAUCAAAGAGGAAAGAGAGGAGCCACAGCCCCCCCACAUUAAAGAGGAAGACGAGACGCCACAGACCCACCGUGUUAAGCUGACCCUUCACAUUAAAGGGCAAGCGGAGGACCCACUGAUCUUACACAUCAAAAAGGAAGAGGACCCACUGACCCCUCACUUUAAGGAGCAAGAGAACCCGCUGACCCCUCACAUUAAAGAGGAAGAGGAGGAGCAAGAGGCGGUGCACAUUAAAGAGGAAGAGGAGGAAGAGGGCAUCAGUCAGCCUAAAUGGUUGGAGGAGUUCCCAGUGACUGGUGUCCCUGUGAAGAGUGAAGAUGAUGAGGUGAAAGGUGAAAGUGAGGAGAGGGGAGGGGGGGAGCCUCCAAGCAGCAGCUCAACACAACACAUGACAACAGAAGCUGAUGGAGACCACUGUGGAGGAUCACAAGCAGACCAGCUCUUAGCUCCACUAUCAGAUAGUGAGGACACAACCUCACACUCUCCUCACACUGAUGAUGAAGACUCUAAAGAUGAUGCAACAUGUCACACUGACAACACUCACUUCACAUGUUCUACCUGUCACAAAACUUUUAAAUACCAUAGUCGUCUAAAAACACACAUAAGAACACACACCGGAGAAAAACCUUAUAUCUGUUCAAUCUGUGAUAAAGGUUUUACAGAAAGUCAACAUUUGAAAGUACACAUGAAAAGACACGCUGGUGAAAAAUCACAUUCCUGUUCAAUCUGUAGCAAAUAUUUUGUAGAAAAUCAAGAUUUGAAAGUACACAAGAGAACACACACGGGUGAAAAACCUUUUUCUUGUUCUACCUGUGGUAAAGGUUUUACAGACAGUCCGACUUUGAAAAGACACAAGAGAAUACACACUGGUGAAAAACCUUUUUCCUGUUCAAUCUGCAACAGAAGCUUUUGUGAACGAUCAAAACUUGCAAGACACAUGAGAACACACACUGGUGAAAAACCUUAUCCCUGUUCAACCUGUGGUAAAGGUUUUACACAAAGUCAACAUUUGAAAAGACACAUGAGAACACACACUGGGGAAAAAUCACAUUCCUGUUCAAUCUGCGACAGAAGCUUUUGUGAGCGAUCAAAGCUUGUAGCACACAUGAGAACACACACAGGUGAGAAAGUGUGGAGUUGCAGUGUGUGUGGUGAAAGAUUGUCUUCUAAGUACCAGUGUAAGAAACACAAGUGUGCUGGUGAGAACAGCAGCAGCAAAUGAAACUGCAGGAUUUGAAAUAAACUGUCCAGACUUUCAUUUGGACUUUCUAACAACAUCAGCACAUAUAACAUGUGUGACAUUGUUGUUGUUUGUCUAACAAUCUGUUUAAUAUGCUUCUGCAUUUAUAGCUGAGAUAUUUUAUUACAUUGUUUUUUUUCAGUCAAAUACAUGCAUCAAUAUGCAACAUUGUGUACUUUUGUUAAAAAAUGAACAGAACAAUUUGACUGAAAAGGUGAGAGUAAACAGUACAAUACAUUUUUUUACAUUUAAUAAACAUUUUAUGUGUAUACAUAAUACAAUUACAAAUACGGCACCGAUCACGGCUUAAGGUCUUCAGCUUUAAUCGCAUAAUUACACAGUAUUCCGGACAUCCGUGUUGCUGAAUCUUUUGCAAUUUGUUCAUUUAAUAAUGGAGACGUCAAAGAAGAAAGAUGUAGGUGGGAAGCGGCGUAUUGCAGCUGCCUUUGGCAACACAAACACAGCCGGUGUUUCCUUGUUUACAUUCCCGAAGGUGAAGCUUUACUAUGGAACAGAGCGGUCAAGCGAACAUGUCAACCGGCAGGUUUAGGUGAUAAAAUUGUGGUAAUGGGUCGGCUCUUACCGUAGACAUGAGGGGAGCUUGCGUCCUCCUGCAGCUGCGGACUCUCUUACCUCCUCCCACCGGAGACACUGGCGGUUAUCACACCCCUCCGACUUUCAGGUACCAUAUAAUCUCACUAAAACACUAGUAACACGUUUGUUCUGUAAAAAUGUUUUUUUUGUGCCUUUAUGGUUUUUAAGUUAUUCUUUAAUAAAUCACCCCAAACUGAAACCAGACUUUUGUGCUGCAAACAUUUACCAACCGGCAUAGCUCGGUUGGUAGAGCGGCCGUGCCGGCAACUUGAGGGUUGCGGGUUCGAUUCCCGCUUCCGCCAUCCUAGUCACUGCCGUUGUGUUCUUGGGCAAGACACUUUACCCACCUGCUCCCGGUGCCACCCACGCUGGUUUAAAUGUGACUUAGAUAUUGGGUUUCACUAUGUAAAGCGCUUUGAGUCACUAGAGAAAAGCGCUAUACAAAUAUAAUUCACUUCACUUCACUACAAUUUUAGACUUAUUCAUAAUACUGUUUUAUGUAUGUUUUUGUAAUAUUGAAGUAUUACAUGUUUGUAUUUGUAAUUGUUAAUAAUCCCUUAGAUUAUCACCUUUAUAUGAUAUACAUAUGUACUGCUUCACAUCUGAAACACUUCAGGAAGCAUAUUAUUUACUUUAUACAUCAUUUGAACAGUUGUCUUUUAUACAAUUUUAAAAUGUGACUUUAUGAAUCAUUUGUUGGGUCUCUAUUCAUCCAUUUUAUUAAUUAUUUGUAUUACUCUCUUUUGUAAUAUGAUGAUUGUGUUGUGAUUAUUUUAUAUGUAUGUACCCAGAACUUUAUGCAAUAUAAAUAUUAAAUGAAAUGUCCGAA